GUGGCCUGUCCGAUCGUAUCAGUGGAUCAGCGUUAGGAGGGUCUCGGGGAAGAAGGAAAAAACUGACCAAGUCACAAAAACUGUGGAUCGAUUGCAUGACUUUUUGAUGACUAUCUUUUUUUUUUCUUCAUUCAUGCUUCUGCUUUGCAAAAUAUGCCCGCGAUUAACGGCUUUUCGAUCGAUUACAACGCCCUGAAUGAGGAAAGGACCUUCUCCGAAGGGGACAUUCUCUCUGGGAAAGUCACGCUGGCCUUGCUGAAGCCCACGGCCGUGCAAAGCCUGUUCGUCAAAGUCAAAGGAGAGGCUCAAGUCCGGUGGACGACGAGGAGCGGGAACCACAACUACACACACUCGGCACACCGCAGAUACUUCAAGCUCAAGCAGUUUUUGAUCACUGCUGCAGAGAGCGAUGAGACUGUCCUUGCCCGAGGUACCCAUGUGUAUAACUUUAGCUUUACCUUACCGUCAACGAGCAUGCCUUCAAGCUUCAAAGGCAGCCAUGGAUGUGUUGUCUACAAGUUGGAAGCAAAGUUGUCCAGAAGUUGGAGAGUGGAUCAGACUAUUGAACAAAAAAUUAAUUUUUGCUCCAGGUCUUUCCUGCAACUACAAUCACUGAUGUCACAACAAAUUGGAGUAACAGACAAAGAAGUGGGAAUGUUCUCAAGCGGACAUGUGCACAUGGAAGUCACUGUUGAUCGGACGGCUUAUGCCCCAGGGCAAACAUCAGUGGUUGUCGCAAAAAUCAACAACUCCUCAUCCAGUGACAUGACACCCAAAGUGCGUUUGUCCCAGGCCAUCGUGUACACCGCCAACACCAGUACCAAACACGAAAGCAUAACUAUUCACAAAAUUGCUGGCCAAAGUAUUGCACCUCACUCGGAGAAAGAGGUUAGUUGGCGGUUGAAGAUUCCCACCAAUCAAGAGCUGACCAUCAAGAACUGCGACAUCCUCUCAGUGGAAUACUGCUUAAAGGUGUACUUGGAUAUCAGUUUUGCCUUUGACCCAGAGGUCAAGCUCCCUAUCAUCAUUAUACCUUCUGCACUAACGUCCGGUAUUCAGCCUGGUGAUUUUGGGCCUUCUCACAACAGCGACUUCCUCCCUCCUACAGCCAGUGUGCCUUCUUAUCCUGCCUCCCCAGCACCCCGAGCAUAUUCAGCACCCCCGCCUUCUUACCGGGGUAAUCCAUUUACUAGCCCACCGGUCAUGAAUCCUAAUCAGCCUGCUUCCAUGGCAUGGGGUUACAGUCCAAGAUCUUUUUCAUACGGCCCUCCCUAUUUGUCAUCAUCAUCGAGCGUUCUCCACCCUCCGCCGAAUGCAUCGGCAUUUCACGCACCUUCUUCAGCAUUUCAUCCAUGUCCACCCAACCAACUGACCCGCCCAGACCCGUCCGCACCACCAGUAUUCGCCCCGGCCCCAUCUGCUCCUGCGUACGAACCGCCUUCUUAUUCGACAAGCACCAACUUCCUGUCUCAUUCGGAUGAACCUCCUCCGGCUUAUUCGGUUAUUUUCCCAUCAGCUGCAAAUGAAGGGGCCAACUAGCCAAGCAGUAUUCACACUACCAUCAAGUGUUAUGUUUGCCUGUGAUUGUUUUGAGGUGCAACAUUUUUUUUAGGUUGUAAAAUUGUCUUUGGCCAGUUGAGGAUAUUGGCACCUUUAACAGUUACACAUCUUUAGUGGCCUUGUCGUGUUUAUUCCUGCCUUACAAUGUCCAAAAUAUUAAUGUGUUAUGUUGUUGUUUAACAGGUAUUAUGGGGUCCAAACAGUGCCAACAUUCUUGCGCGUAAAAAACACUCGCCUCCAAGUACCACCAUAAUGACCAACAUUCAAAUACUGUAGCAUAGUAGGCCUGCUUAUUCAUUAAAAACAAGGCCAAGGUUUUAUUUAACAAGUGUAUUUAAUAUUUUUGGCCACGGUAACACAUUUUGAACAGUUACACUGUGUCUGAAUAUUUAAUUAGGUGAUUUUUUUGAUUGUGCUCCACACCACACGUGUCAAACUAAAGGCCCGGUGGCCAGAUCUGGCACGCCACAUAGUUUAACGCGGCCCUCAAGAGCUUUGAAAUAAAAUGCAUCAAUAAAUUGCUCUUACUUUUCUAACAAAACGUAUUUGCUCUUUCCAUUUUGACCAAAAAAAAGUACAUGUUUUGCAUACAAACUUUAAUAGCACUUAACAUCCAUCCACAGUCAGCAGUGUUUUAGCUACUUCUAAAUCACUAAUUCUCGCCUCCAUGGCGACGGAUAAAGUACAUUUCUUACGAGUAUCAUCCGUGCAGGACGAGGAAUAGCUAAUUGAGAGUCACAUCGCAGUGAUGGUUGCCCUCACAGGGCCGUUUUUAACAGAGAGUAAUAUAUCGUUGUUGUUUUUUAGAGCAUUUAAAAAAAUGGAGUGGAAUGGAAAAACAAUACCACUGUUUUUAGCGGUAAUUUAUUUUUUUUAACCGUGAAAUAUUGUUGUUUUAAUGUUUAUAUUUGUUAGUUUUUUAUGUUUUAGUAUCUUUAUAUGAAAAAAAAAAAUACCUAAAUUGAUUUUACAGUAAAAAACUCAGUCGGCGGAAUUCAACCGUAAAAUUUAAUUUUACAGUGUAUAAUUUGCUUGGUAAUUUGUUUUGAAAUCUGAAGUCAAGCAGAUAUGCAAGUAUGAUAUUUAUCUUUAUUUUUAACAAAAAAUAUUUUUGGAAUAAAUGAUUAUAUUAUAUUUUGAUAAUAUUGAAUUUUAAAAUAUAUGCAAUUGCAUGCAGUACAUGAUUUUUAAUCUCAAAAGGGAAAUAAAUAUACUUAGUAAGAAAAGAUUAAGCAUUUUAUUAACGCAUAUUAUCUCCAGACUUUCGCGGGCCACAUAAAAUAAUGUGGCGGGGCCCGAUUCGGCCCCCGAGCCUUAAGUUUCACACAUUGUGAUUUACAUGUAAUAAUGUGCUGUGAAAUACAUCCUAAAUUUUGCGAUUGCUCAAUUUAAAUGUCCAUUGUGUUGUGUGCUACGUGACACAUAUAUAUGUAUAUACAUAUAAGUACCAAAAGAAACAGAGAAACGCAUCACAAGUGCAUAACAGUGUCUGUGGAUUUCCACUGGUUGCGAAACGGCGGACUCUUUCCGUUUCCAUUCAAGUCUUUUUGUCAGGCAUAGCGGUGACGUUACGCAUUCCAACGUUAAAUUAGUGUGGCUUUUCUGCAACGUGUAUUUUUAGCGCGCAAGGAUUUUGGUACUGCUUUGACGCUCUAAGGCGGGGGUAUCUAAUAUGUUUCCACUUAGGGUCACACACUAAAAAAUGAAAGUAUGCGGGGGCCAUUUUGAUAUUUCUCACUUUAAAAACCAGUGUAAUAUGAACACUUUUUGAAAGGAAAGUCAGUUUUUUGUUAUUAGCGUGGACAUUUCAACUUUUUCUUGUUCCAUUACACCCGUUUGGUAUUUUAUUUCACUGUUUUGUGGGGUUUUAAUCCUUGUUUUUUUAAUAAUAGUAUUUUUAAAAUGCGCUGUAGGCCGUUCAAAAAUGAGCUGUUGGCCGCAAAUGACCCCCGGCCCACAGUUUGGACACCCCUGUCGUGAUGUAUCGUUUGCUGUAAAUUAUGACACAAGAAAUUGAAUAAAAGGAAAAAAAAACGUAAUGAAGUUGCAUUAGAUAUAUGGUAUUAAUAAAAAAUAUUCACAUUUUAAAUGAAAAUAAUUGUGAGAAUUAAUAUAACUGGUACCGAUCUAACUGUUAAAAAAAAAAAAAACAUUUUAGGGGUACAUUUUAUGUUUUAAAAAAAAAUGUUUGCCAUUGACACAACUUGAGAUACAGUUGCAGGUUUAGAAAACUAUAUUUUAUUUUUACCAAGCUGCUGUGCCUCCCCUGCAGACUUCUGGUGUCUCCCUAUGGUAAAGAAAAUUGUUAUAAUCCAAACCAGGGGUGUCCAAACUUUUUAACUUGGAAGCCACAUUGGAAUAAAAUUAAGUAAAGUAA
This is a messenger RNA of Nerophis ophidion (straightnose pipefish), 3937 nucleotides long. Its product is annotated as arrestin domain-containing protein 3-like. The record is from RefSeq and is a predicted model, not a curated record. The transcript has 6 exons. NCBI's taxonomy places the organism in Eukaryota, Metazoa, Chordata, Actinopteri, Syngnathiformes, Syngnathidae. Gene Ontology annotation, cellular component: cytoplasm; plasma membrane. Gene Ontology annotation, biological process: protein transport. The coding region runs from base 154 to 1539 and encodes 461 amino acids.